CCUGGCAACGACGUGUUGUCGCGUAGCAUGGCGACGACGAAUUAGCUUGCUAGCAGCUAGCGUAACUAGCCGAAAACGCCAUGUUUGUUUUAAACACUGUAUCAAAGAAAUAAACAUUAAAUUAAUGAUGAUUUGUUUAGGUGUUUUGUUUUAGACAGUACAGUGAAUCCUAGCUAACUUGGCUACAUUCAGACAGCUAGUUUAGGUUAGGUUUAGCUUAGGUUAGCUAGCUAGCUGCAGUUACUAGCCGAAUCUUCUGUUUGAGAAGCUGUAGCUUUUUUAUAUUUACACAUCUGAAUGUUAUAUAUUAUAUAUGUAUUUUUUUUUAAUUAUUUAAUAUGAUUUUGGUGAAGAACUGAUCGUUUUUAUUCGCAGUGAGCCUCAGCUAUCAUGAUCUUGUCUCGGGUGAAGCCGGCGCUCGGUGGUGAAAGCUCUCUGAGCUCCAGUGAGAAGAAAAGGAAGAAUAAGAGUAAAAAGGUUCCUCGGGUAGAAGAUUACCUGAACCAGAGAGACUACCUGGGAGCCAUUACGCUGCUGGAGUUCCAGAGGAAUGGUGGAACAGCCGAGGAGAACACGGACCUCUGGAUCGGCUAUUGUGCCUUCCACUUAGGAGACCACAAGAGAGCGAUGGAGGAGUAUAAGACCCUGACCCUGAGCCCUGACUGUGCCCCUGAUGUCUGGGUGUUUCUGGGCUGCGCUCUCUUUUUCCUCGGCCUUUAUAAAGAAGCAGAAGACGCUGCACUCAGAGGACCGAAGAGUCAGCUACAGAACCGACUUCUCUUUCACUUAGCGCACAAGUUUAGUGAUGAGAAGAAGCUGAUGGGUUUCCACCAGAACCUGGAGGACGUGACGGAGGACCAGCUGAGCCUCGCCUCCAUCCACUACAUGAGAUCACACUACCAGGAGGCCAUCGACAUCUACAAACGCAUAUUACUGCAGAACAGGGAGUUCCUGGCGCUGAACGUGUACGUAGCUCUGUGUUACUAUAAACUGGAUUAUUACGACGUGUCUCAGGAGGUUCUGGCCGUUUAUCUACAGAGCGUUCCCGAUUCCACCAUCGCCCUCAACCUCAAAGCCUGCAAUCACUUCAGACUGUACAACGGCAAAGCUGCUGAGGCUGAGCUGAAGAACCUGAUGGACAUCUCCUCCAGCUCGUUUGAGUUCGCUAAAGAGCUGAUCCGACACAACCUGGUGGUGUUCCGUGGAGGUGAAGGAGCUCUGCAGGUUCUCCCUCCUCUCAUCGACGUCAUCACUGAGGCUCGACUCAAUCUCGUCAUCUACUACCUCAGACAGGAUGAUGUUCAGGAAGCGUAUAAUCUGAUUAAAGACCUGGAGCCCACGACCCCUCAGGAGUACAUCCUAAAAGGAGUGGUGAACGCAGCACUCGGACAGGAAAUCGGAUCUAGGGAUCAUUUGAAGAUUGCGCAGCAGUUUUUCCAGCUGGUUGGAGGUUCAGCCAGUGAAUGCGACACUAUCCCGGGUCGACAGUGUAUGGCUUCCUGCUUCUUCCUGCUGAAACAGUUUGAGGAUGUGCUGAUCUAUCUCAACUCAGUAAAGAGUUAUUUCUACACUGACGACACGUUUAACUUCAACUACGCUCAGGCCAAAGCUGCUUUAGGGAACUAUAAAGAGGCCGAGGAGGUGUUCCUGCUCAUCCAGAGUGAGAAGAUCAGGAAUGACUACGUGUAUCUGAGCUGGCUCGCCCGCUGCUACAUUAUGAAUCAGAAAGCUCGGCUUGCGUGGGAGCUUUACCUCAAAAUGGAGACUUCAGCAGAUUCCUUCAGCCUCCUGCAGCUCAUCGCCAACGACUGCUACAAGAUGGGACAGUUUUACUAUGCAGCGAAGGCGUUUGACGUUCUGGAGCGUCUGGAUCCGAAUCCGGAAUACUGGGAGGGGAAGCGUGGAGCCUGUGUGGGAAUCUUCCAGCUCAUCCUGGCAGGACGAGAGCCGAGAGAGAGUCUGAAGGAGGUUUUGCCGAUGUUACGCAGCACGGGGAAUCCGCAGGUCGAGUACAUCAUCCGCAUCAUGAAGAAAUGGGCCAAAGACAACCGGGUCGCUCUGUGACACAUCGUUCAUCAUCUGCAGCGUCGCCGUGUGGAGCGUAAACUCUUCUUCCCUUCAUUCCACAUCAUCAUUUAACCUGUAGAAAGCUUAUUCUGUAACAUAUAUAAAACGUUUUUGUGAAUAAAACCUCAUUUUCAGUCGUGUUGUGUCAGACAGAAGUGUCAAAGACUUUACAAUUUACUUAUAAUACAAAUUAAAAUACUCUUUACAUUAAA
Molecule: messenger RNA, 2279 nt
Organism: Pangasianodon hypophthalmus (striped catfish)
Lineage: Eukaryota; Metazoa; Chordata; Actinopteri; Siluriformes; Pangasiidae
Gene: ift56
Product: tetratricopeptide repeat domain 26
Exons: 17
Coding region: 391-2064 (557 amino acids)
Biological process (GO): intraciliary transport involved in cilium assembly; intraciliary anterograde transport
Cellular component (GO): ciliary base; intraciliary transport particle B; ciliary basal body
Molecular function (GO): intraciliary transport particle B binding; protein binding
Source: RefSeq, a predicted model, not a curated record